AUGUCAUAUUCUGUUAAACAAAAAGUUGAAUUAGCAGCAGAAGCUGCUCAUCUUAAACAACUUUUAAAAGACCAAGAAAAAGAACUCGAACAAUGGAAAGAAAUUUAUACAAAGUUGCUUGAAAAAAUAGGAAAUAUUAAAAAUAAUAUUACUAAUGCUGUUAAAGAAGCUCUUCCUGAAAUAUUAAAUGAAGCACUCAAAGACAUUAAUAUUGGUGAUGAUGUUAAAAAAACUAUAAAUGAUGAAAUGACAAAACUAAAAAAAGAAGCAGAAGAAGCAAAUAAAUUAUAUCUUGAAGAAAAAGAAAAACUAGAAAAAGAAAAAGAACAUCAUAAUGAAACAAAAAAAGAAUUAGAAGAAGCUGAAAAAGAACGUGACAAACUUAAAGAAAAAAAUAAAGAAGAACAAAAAAAAUAUAAAGAACUUGAAGAAGAAAACAGAAGAUUAGAAAAAAUUAUUGAAAAUCUUAAACAAAAACAUAAAAUAGAAAUUAACUAA
Messenger RNA from Scutellospora calospora, 498 nucleotides. The record is from the annotation of a GenBank genome assembly. NCBI's taxonomy places the organism in Eukaryota, Fungi, Glomeromycota, Glomeromycetes, Diversisporales, Gigasporaceae.